This is a messenger RNA of Necator americanus (New World hookworm), 1575 nucleotides long. RefSeq lists its product as uncharacterized. Gene Ontology annotation, molecular function: zinc ion binding; aspartic-type endopeptidase activity; nucleic acid binding. The coding region runs from base 1 to 1575 and encodes 524 amino acids. NCBI's taxonomy places the organism in Eukaryota, Metazoa, Nematoda, Chromadorea, Rhabditida, Ancylostomatidae. The transcript has a single exon. The record is from RefSeq and is a predicted model, not a curated record. Gene Ontology annotation, biological process: proteolysis.
AUGCAAGCACAUACUGACUUUCUGAUAAGAAACAGAAAAUGUCUCAACUGCGCAAAAACCAACCAUUUUCUGAAAAAUUGCGUAAGUAAAGGAUGCAGCAAGUGCGAAGACAAGAAGCAUCACUUUUCUAUUUGUCCUAAACGGAUAGGCAAGGAAAGUGCUACCGCACAACAAAAACGAGACGGCCCAGCAGGAAUCUCACCCACGGUCAAACGUGUGAAGCAGGACAAGGGUAAAACUCCACAACGGCAAAAUUUCGCUGUGACAUCCGACACUCAAAUUCUGCCUGAAGUGGAUGACCGCAAAACGCCAUUGCAGUGUGUAUCAAAUACAGAGCUCACUUCACGGCAGAACAAUGUCCUCUUAUUGACAGGACUUGCGAAAGUGCGAAAUAAGUCAGGAAAACUUCAAGAUAUUGAAAUUCUUUUGGAUACAGGAGCUGAUAGAUCGUUCAUACAACGGCAACUGGCAGAUGAUCUAGAAUUGCCAAUAACGAACAAAGUGGAUUUAUCAGUCUAUACAUUCGGGGACAAAUCUCCCAAAAGACAACAAUAUGACGUUACCCCUCUCCAAAUUUGGGAUGCCUUAGGAGGUAGUCAUAAUCUCCACUUAUGUAAAACCGAUGUCAUCACGGAAAAGGCUAAACAAGUCCAACUUACAUCGGAUGACUUAAAGUACUUGCAGAAGAAGAAUGUCCGCUUGUCAAAAAGGGAAGAUACGUCUGAAAACCCGCAAGUAUUACUAGGUUGCGAUCAACUCUGGCCUCUAUUGUCAACAACUAGUCCUCAGCAUAUGUUGCCAUCAGGCUUAAUGGUGAUCCCUUCUAAAUUGGGGUAUCUGCUAAGCGGACGACAAGAGCGAAGCAGCGAUAGAAAGCACUCACUGCGAAAAAGCGAGAACUUCCAUAUUGCGAGAAUAGGUGCCCUCGAUGCAGAAGAAGUAGAUGAGUGGGACCGGUAUUGGUCACUCGACUCUUCUGGCAUUGAGGAGUAUGGAGGGUCAAAGUGUGAAGAAAAAGCGCAGGUCAACGCCAAGAUCAUGCAGUAUUUUAACGACACGAUAGAGAAGCGCCAUGACGGAUACUAUGUCCGCCUUCCCUUCAAGGAAAAUUGCGACAUACUGCCUACAAACAAAACGUUAGCAUAUCGCCGCCUUAUCAGUGCUUGGAAUAAACUUAAGUCAAAUGAAGAUCUCCUUCAUCAGUACCAUAAGGUUUUCGAGGAACAACUCGAAAAAGGUAUUAUUGAAAAGGUCCCUAAUACAGGGGAAAGCCCUUCUCCUCUGGUUCAUUACUUACCCCAUCAACCUGUAGUGACACCACAGAAACAAACAAAAAAGUUACGCGUCGUUUUUGAUGCUUCGUCCCACCUUAAGGGUUUUCCUUCGCUGAAUGAUGCGUUACAUCAAGGUCCCCUCAUUCUGCCAGAACUGUACGGAAUGCUGUUGAGGUUUCGUAUGAAACCUCACGUAGUUACAUCUGAUGUUGAAAAAGCAUUUCUGCAGAUCCGGCUGCAUGAACAGGACAGAGACGUAACAAGAUGUUUUUGGUUAAAAAAGCACGGCUCUCCCACCUGA